GAGYAGGAUUAGACCACUUCUAUCCACACCCCGUCAGAGGAAGAAGCAGAUCCGUCCUUUGCCUUACAGAAGUACAGCGUAAAGAUGGCCGACAUACCCAAAGACAAAAUGGACGAGAUUAAUGAUGCUUUCUCGCUAUUCGACCAAGAGGGAGACGGCAAGCUAGACUAUAAAGACAUCCCCAAGAUGUUAAGAUCAAUGGGGCUCAACCCUGUAGGAACCGAUAUCGAAAAAGUGCUGGAGGACUACAAGUCCAAAGAAAGAAUCGACGUCGAAACAUUCCUACCUGUUUAUUCCGACUUCUGCAAAAUCAAACCACCGGUAAAAGAGGAUUUCAUCGAGGGAUUCAAGGUGUUUGACCGCGACGGUCAUGGCACUAUCGACUCAGGGAAUUUUCGCGCUAUGCUCUGUAACAGAGGUGACAGCAGGCUGACCGAAGAAGAGGCAGAUACCAUCUUGGAGGGGCACGAAGAUGUUGCUAAAGGAUCGGUAAACUACAACCAACUUAUCGACUUUGUCAUGGCAGAAUAAUUGCAUUUUGUAAAAGAGACUCAUUUGUUGACAUUGUAUAACACGAACACAGCAAAUUCACUCUUAAAUCUGGAACAUCUUUUCUCGAUUCUUCGACAUGUUUUUUUUCUGCUUGUGGGAGGACAUCAAAGGCAAAGUACGAUUUCAACCUCGAACUGAUAGAGUUUAUAUAUGUUAUAUUAUAUAUGUAUUGAUUCUAUCCGUUUUGAUUAAUAACUAAAUACAAUGUGAUUUACUCUCCGAAAAGAUUGUAUUUUCUUGACAAGGCAGGGCCUAUGGGAGAGGCAAUCUAAGAAUUAUUGUGACCUUUCGGACCUCGUUCAGGCGGCAAGCGUACAUUUAAAAGUCGUUUUAAGUAUGUUUCUAAUUUAGCUUUAACGAGAGCUGUACAAUUUUCGAAAAUAAAUCUUUUCAUUGAA
Messenger RNA from Exaiptasia diaphana, 950 nucleotides. Its product is annotated as myosin-2 essential light chain. Gene Ontology annotation, cellular component: myosin II complex. Lineage: Eukaryota; Metazoa; Cnidaria; Anthozoa; Actiniaria; Aiptasiidae. The transcript has a single exon. The coding region runs from base 85 to 531 and encodes 148 amino acids. The record is from RefSeq and is a predicted model, not a curated record. Gene Ontology annotation, molecular function: calcium ion binding.